UCAGGAUGGACAGCAGCUUCAAGGACUGGAGGAGGCUGAUAUCAAGUUCACAUUGACGCCUGUCGCUGUGAAGAGUGAAGAAGAUGAAGAGAAACUUAAAUCUUCAAUGCGUCAUCCAAGUGAGCGGAAGGAGAACAGAGCGGACUGUGGAGGACCAGAACCAGCCAGGAACUCAGGACCUGAUGGACUUUUACAACCAGGUCCUGAGGACAAGGCUCAAGACUCUUCUGAGACUGAAGUCAGUGAGGAUGAUUGGAUGGAGACCAGGGAAACUCAGACUGGUUUAAAUACAACAAAUAAUAAACAGCCUCUAAGUGAUACGGGAUGUGAGACAGAAAAAAAACCGUUUAGUUGCUCUGAGUGUGGUAAAAGAUUUAGUCAAAGACACCAUCUAAAUACACAUAUGAGGAUUCAUACAGGAGAGCAACCGUUUAGUUGCUCUGAGUGUGGUAAAAGAUUUAGCCUAAGAUGCAAUCUAAAUUCACAUAUGAGGAUUCAUACAGGAGAGAAACCGUUUAGUUGCUCUCAGUGUGGCAAUAGAUUUAGACGUAAGGACAGUCUAGAUGCACAUAUGACGAUUCAUACAGGAGAGAAACCGUUUAGUUGCUCUGAGUGUGGUAAAAAAUUUAUCCGAAGGAGCACUCUAAAUGAACAUAUGAUGAUUCAUACAGAAGAGAAACCGUUUAGUUGCUCUAAGUGUGGUAAACGAUUUAACAAUAGGAGCAUUCUAAAUAGACAUAAGAGGCUUCAUACAAGAGAGAAACAGUUUAGUUGCUCUGAGUGUGGGAAAAGAUUUAGUCGAAGGGACUGUCUAAAUAUACAUAUGAGGAGUCAUACAGGACAGAACCCGUUUAGUUGCUCUGAGUGUGGUACCAGAUUUAGCCGUAAGUCCGUUCUAAAUAGACAUAAGAUGAGUCAUACAGGAGAGAAACCGUUUAAAUGCUCUGAGUGCGGUAAAAGAUUUAGCCGUAAGUCCCAUCUGAAUAGACAUGAGAGGAGUCAUAACGGAGAGUAACCGUUCAGUUGAUGAGUGGUAAAAGAUUUAAGAUCCAGUCCUAGUGUACGAGACGUGAUGAUUCAUAAAGGAGAGAAGUGAUUCAGUUUCCACCCUUGCAACAAAAUUUUGUUAGGACAUAU
This is a messenger RNA of Limanda limanda (common dab), 1137 nucleotides long. Its product is annotated as oocyte zinc finger protein XlCOF19-like. Gene Ontology annotation, molecular function: DNA-binding transcription factor activity, RNA polymerase II-specific; RNA polymerase II cis-regulatory region sequence-specific DNA binding. NCBI's taxonomy places the organism in Eukaryota, Metazoa, Chordata, Actinopteri, Pleuronectiformes, Pleuronectidae. The record is from RefSeq and is a predicted model, not a curated record. The transcript has a single exon. Gene Ontology annotation, biological process: regulation of transcription by RNA polymerase II. The coding region runs from base 107 to 1015 and encodes 302 amino acids.